AUACAUCAGCGUGACUCGGGAGCCAAUAGGAACACAGGAUUUAGGCAUCAUAACUUGUACCAACAAUGUCGUCGGAGGGAGAUUUUCUCACUCGUUAUCGAGCAGUGUCAAACAAGCUGAAGAAACGUUUUCUUAGGAAGCCUAAUGUCGCAGAAGCAAGUGAGCAGUUCGGUCAGUUAGCUAAAGAGCUGAAACAGCAGGACUGCCUUCAGUAUGCAGCCUUCUGUAAUUUGGCCAUGGCUCGGUGUGAGCAGACUCUCUUCAAUGCCCCAGGGGAGGCUCUGGCUCUGACCGAUGCCGCCCGACUCUUUCUAGCCUCUGAGCAGGAGACCCGAGCUCUGCAAGCACCAGGCUUUGAUGAGCAUCUGCAGGCUGCACUCAACUGCUACAGCUUCGCCAUAAAGGUUUAUAUUGAGAUGAAUCAGCCGGUCAUGGCUGCCAGUCUUUCCCUUGAACUUGGAAAAGCGCUCAAGGAGAUGAACAAGCCAGGAGAGGCUAUCAUCCACUUUCAGAGAGCUGCAGAGCUUCAAUCACAGAUGCCUAUCGAGGCUUUGUUGUCUUUUGGAGAGAUGGCUUCCUGCAAAAUACUGAGCCGUGAUUAUGAUGGUGCGCUGGCUGUCCUUUCAGAAAUGCAGGCCAUGUGUCAGGAGAGAGGGCUGCAGCUUCCUGGUACAAAUACCCCUGUCGGUGCCUUUAUGGAUAUAGUGGCAAAGUGUGAAAUCUCCAGAGUACUUCUGCUCAUGUUGCUUGAGCCUCCUCCACAGAAGCUACUGCCUGAGCAUGCACAGACACUAGAGAGGUAUGCUUGGGAGUCUUUUGACUCACACAGUCAAGUUAACUUCCUUGCCGAAGAUGUCUUCCUCCUUCUGCAGUCUGUGGUGAUGGCAUGUCAGGAAAAAGACAUUGAAUCUCUAAAAUCUCUGCAGACAGAAUUAUGGCCUCACCUCUCUGCUGAACAGAAUCACCUCCUACACCUCAUAGUGCAGGAAAGAAUCAGCCCCUCUGGUCAGGGGGUUUAGUUCAGACCCACAUACAACCAUGUGACAUCACUCGGUGUCUGGUCCACUGCCUGGCGCAUCACAUAGGGAGUCUUACAGAAUGACAGUACUAAGGCUAUGGUACAGUUAUAACUGAAUAUUCAUAUUACACUCAAUGACUUGUUAAAGAAUAUUUUAUUUCUUAACAUUGACAAAUGUGAUGUACACACAGAACAUGUCUGCCACGGGACAUGAAUCUAUAUUUUGUCCUCCAUUAAGUUUCAUUUUGGAUCAUUGCACUUUAAUAAUUUUACAUUUUUAGUAUUUGUUACAUAAAAUAGAUUGUUCAUUUGAUGUAAAUAAAUUCAAGAAUUAAUCAUG
Molecule: messenger RNA, 1358 nt
Organism: Ictalurus punctatus (channel catfish)
Lineage: Eukaryota; Metazoa; Chordata; Actinopteri; Siluriformes; Ictaluridae
Gene: f8a
Product: coagulation factor VIII associated
Exons: 12
Coding region: 66-1019 (317 amino acids)
Biological process (GO): vesicle cytoskeletal trafficking
Cellular component (GO): early endosome
Molecular function (GO): protein binding
Source: RefSeq, a predicted model, not a curated record